Messenger RNA from Folsomia candida, 981 nucleotides. RefSeq lists its product as uncharacterized. The transcript has 4 exons. Bases 226 to 648 code for a protein of 140 amino acids. The record is from RefSeq and is a predicted model, not a curated record. Lineage: Eukaryota; Metazoa; Arthropoda; Collembola; Entomobryomorpha; Isotomidae.
CCCUUUGUACUCCAUAAAACUGAACCCUUCACUUUAAGAUAGCCCUUAACUUUCUGUAUAAAAUUAACGAACCAAACAUUAAUCGUACCAUUCACGACCUGACCACCGUCCAUUGUAGAAGUUAAAGUUUUAUCUGAAGAUACGUCCUCAACUUAUCAAAUAUUUCGAAUAAAUUCUUCCUAUAUAGACAAAAGUUAAAGUGUAAUUUAAAUUUAAAUAAAUAACAUGGAGAGCAACGCAGAAUUUACCUUCGCUGAAAUUCAAGAAGUAGGUCUGUUAAGAUCCACAUUCCGUGCAAGGGUUUAUCAAAUCGAGGAUAAGAUCCUUCAGUCCUCAGGCACGCCAUAUCUUCGUCUCAUUUUGACGCAAGAUUUCGGAAAGACUUUGAUCGUAGCGCUUUCCAUUGGUCAUUCAUAUCAAGACGUAAAAAAUGAGUAUAAGGUUGGAGAGGAGUACACAUUUUUGGGUGGAACGUUCAGCACGAAAUUGAGGGACCAGUGUUUCAAGUCUUGCUCGGCUUUCGAAUAUGACCUUUGGUUUCUUCAAGUUCAAAGAGAAGUUGGAAUUCCCAAUGCUUCCUGGUCCUCCUUGGCUUACAGUUUCACGAAUAUGCUGAUUCCGACAUCGAGUGGAGAGCGAGAUGAGUGAGAAGGUUUGUAUUGGGAUCUUUUCAUAUUAUGACUUUUGCUGAUUAAUGCAAAUAAAAUUACUUUAUAUUUUUUCACACUUUGUAUUUUAAAAUAAUUUGUAGUGCUAAAUUUGUUAUUCGAUUAAUAGUUGUAGAGAAAUUAACAUCCAUAAAUUUGUAUUGAUCGUAUACAUAUAUUUAGAUGUAAAAUGAAAUACUUAUCAAUAAAUUGCAGUUAUUUAUAAUAUAGAUGCGAUGCUAAAUAGUUUAAUGAAUUAAUAAAUUCGCAUAAUAGCAAAUAGUUGAUGGCUCAUAUUUAACAUUAGUAUUUGUCAAAAAAAUUGCAUUAUUAA